Molecule: messenger RNA, 1077 nt
Organism: Suillus bovinus
Lineage: Eukaryota; Fungi; Basidiomycota; Agaricomycetes; Boletales; Suillaceae
Exons: 8
Coding region: 1-1077 (358 amino acids)
Source: RefSeq, a predicted model, not a curated record
AUGUCCCAGAUGUCAACAGAUCAAUUAAAUCUUGGGCCAGCUGAUGACCCAGAAUCAUGUUCUGUGUCAUCCAAUGGUCCGGAGGUCUUUUCUUUAAUUUACGAUCAUUCACCUCCAGCUCAAUGUGAUCAACCAGGCCUCCCGGUUCACCCGGACCUAUACCUCGGGCCUGAGGAUGACCUGAUGGCUGGGAUGCACGAUCAGUCACAUCCGGCCCAACCUGAUAUGCUGGGUCUAGCCAUCCACCCGGAUCUCUACCUUGGGCCUGAUGAAGAUAUUAUGACUGAGAUCCCAGAUCCAUCACCUCCGGCCCAACCUUAUCACCCAGAUGUACCCAUCCACCCAGACCUGUACCUCGGGCCUGAUGAAGAUUUUAUGCCAGAAUUCCCCGCGAUUGCAAAAUAUCCCGAACGUGAUUUGCCACACCCGGAUGUCACUUAUGAAGAAUUGCUUGCCAUGGUCCAGGAUCUCCGGCCAUUUGAGUCUUACAAUCACAUAGGCAUUCAAUCCAUUCAAGAUCGGGUCCGGGAUUACAAACAGCGACACGGACAUAUUCCCGACCCAUCCAUCCAACAACUACUCGAGGCUGAGAGACCAUUCCGAACUGCCUGGGCAGAAACAUCUGACAAACUCAGAAGAGCUGAUGAAGACCUCUGGAGGCUGCAAAGAGCUGAAUGUUUGACUUCUAAAAUGCUCAAGUCACCUGAGGAGUACUGUCUAAUGGCUUUGGCAUCGACUUACUCCGGGUGGUCCUCGCCAAUAGCUCAAUCACCUGCUCUCUUUCCCCACAUCCUUUUUGGAGCCGGCGAUGUUUUCCUCCCUUCCAUUGCAACAUCAUCGUCAACCUCACCAAUGUUGCCAUUGGUUAACCCUGCCAGGAGGUCUCCCAUUCGCGAUGUCAGCAGUGCACCACGUUUUGCCGGCUUGACUGGGCGAGGCUUUGGAAUUGACGGUGGGAUUGCCAUCUCUGCAUGUGAUGAUGAAGGACCUUCUCCGGUUCUGGUUCUCUUUUCGGUGAUCUACCAUCAGCCUGAGUCAUUAUCAUCAUCAUCAUCAUCAUCAUCAUCAUCCGUAUGA